Messenger RNA from Dreissena polymorpha, 1469 nucleotides. RefSeq names its product neuropeptide F receptor-like. Gene Ontology annotation, cellular component: membrane. Gene Ontology annotation, molecular function: neuropeptide Y receptor activity. The transcript has a single exon. Lineage: Eukaryota; Metazoa; Mollusca; Bivalvia; Myida; Dreissenidae. Bases 1 to 1308 code for a protein of 435 amino acids. Gene Ontology annotation, biological process: G protein-coupled receptor signaling pathway. The record is from RefSeq and is a predicted model, not a curated record.
AUGGCCGUUGCACAGGACUAUAAAACUUCAACAUCAAAUGCGGUGUAUAUACCCAAAGUCGCGGAUCACUUUCCAGAAAAGAAUAUCGGAGAGAAUACGAAUUUUACCAGCUCGCCACAAAACCUGAACGACUUUCUUGUCAUUUUGACGGAAAAUGAGAGCGUUUUUGGAAAGACAACUGAAAACAUAAUUAUCAUUCUGUUCACAGUUUUAAUUACAUUUGGUUCCUUAGGAAACGGACUCGUAUGCUUUGUGGUGUUUCGUAAUGCCCACAUGCGAACGCCUAGGAACAUUUUUAUAAUCAAUCUUGCAAUCUCCGAUUUGACUCUAUGCCUUUUUACGCAACCGUUAAAUCUUUACCGUUUGCUGUACCAUCACUGGCAUCUUGGGCCGUUCAUGUGUAAAUUUUCGGCAAUGCUUCAAGGCACAAACGUGUUUGUUUCGACUAUAAGCAUCACCGCUAUCGCCCUGGACCGGUUUCAGGUGAUCGUGUACCCGACUAAGGACAGUAUGAAGAAAAUUGGUGGCGCUGCGGCACUCAUAAUCAUUUGGAUUAUCUCGUUCUUAAUGGCCAGUCCGUUGAUUUUAUUCUCAGUAUUGGAGGUGAAGCCAAUAUAUGAGCUUGAUUUCUACUACUGCUUUUGUCUGGAAGAUCCUACAUUACGGGCGGAGAAGGGUGCCUAUUCCGUGGUAUCCAUGGUAGUGCAGUACAUAUUGCCGAUUAUAAUAGUUACUAUUGCGCAUGCUCGUAUUUGCAACAAAUUGAAAUACAGAAUGGCAAACAGACGUCUAAGACGAGGUUCAUACUACGACACAAACAACCAAACCAAUGGUGGACGCACCAGAACCAAUGGAAAUAGAUCAGCGCGGAAAAGGAGAACCAACGCGUUGUUAACUUUAAUAGCUGUUGUGUUUGUGCUAAGCUGGCUUCCAUUAAACAUAAGCAAUAUUCUGGUUGAAUUUCAGUUUGAGCUGUUCCGAAAUCAAGGCAUUGACAUAAACUACGUCUACCUUAUCUGCCACACGCUGGUGCUUAGUUCAGCAUGCUCUAAUCCAGUUCUUUACGGGUGGCUUAACGACAAUUUUCAAAAGGAGUUCAAGAAGAUGUUCCAAUGCUCUUGUAAAACCUGGCUUGCCGGCUGUAUAAGGCGAAUUAGGGGGAAGAACACGUCGACACAAUCUAAUACCGAGCAAAGCGAAUGUACGCAUGAUGCCCGAACGAGAUCAAGGCGCUUUACGAACACUUCUCAGAUGUUCAUGAUGACUGAUUUUGACCAGUCAUGCCCACAGUCUGUUUUAAGCUUAUAGACCAACAUUCCAGAAACGUUGCUUACGGUGAAGGUUGUUUUUUCUUUACUGAUUUCUCUAAGUAAAGCAUAUAAGCAAAGUGCGUCAUAUCAUAUAAACUAUCAGUUUCAUAAGUUGUAAUUGUGCUAGUUUAUAUUUGACUUCAUUUAUGGAUACCUUGU